AUGAAGAACCGAAAAAAGGAAAUUUUUCAGUCUGUGGCAGUUCUUUUCUUCUCUCUAUUUGUAGCUCAAGGUGGCCGUGUAACUCAAAUUACCCCAACAACUGGAAGUUUGCUUGGAGCAACAAGAUUAACGAUACAUGGAGAAGGAUUUGCACAGAAUCAGUUCAACGAGUUUGAGAAAGAGUUGGGCAAUAACGUCACCCUUGUAUCAGUCUCUCGCGCCCAUGUUGUACCUUGUGACGUUAUCUCGUACUACACGACCCCGUAUCGAAUAGUUUGUCAAACGAGACCCUCCCCGUCAGGAGAAGAUAGCUAUAACAUACGAGUGUUAGUGGAUGGGAAGUGGCUGCAUAACACAGGUGUAAAUGUGUAUUGCCGAGGAGAAUGUUUAUUUAAGUACACUGAAACGAAGACACCAACAAUUACUUCAAUAACACCGAAAUAUGGACUACCUGGAUCACUGUUGGAAAUUCGUGGAAGGAUGUUUACAGAUCAAGUUAUUGAAACAGAGGACUUUGACCCAGAGUUAUCCUCAAUUGAAAGGAUUUUUGCUGGUGCGGAUUUGUGCGAGGCUAAAGACCCAGAAACAGACCAACUAUAUGGAAUAAAAAUAGAAGACCAAAAAACCAAGACGGGUUAUAUAAAAUGCAAACCUGUUUCACCACUGAUAGGAUCACAAAGAGUUUCCUUCUUGGUUUCCGGUUAUGGCCGAUCCCGGAUGUCUAAAGAUGUCAUUUCAGUUGAUUCUCAGGACAAACUUUACCUUUUCCAAAGUCAUGCAGAUGUUGUUGAAGUCAGCCCGGCUGUUGGCAGCACGGCAGGUGGGACAGUUCUUACAAUAAAAGGCAAAGGUUUUGAUGUAAGAGCAAAAAAAGUUUCAGUUGCAGUUUCAGGUGUACCUUGUGAAAUAAAAUCAAUAGAAACAGACAUUAUUAAAUGUCAAAUAAGUGAGGCCCCUCUGGUAGAUAACGAUGAAUUUUACUCAGGGAAUCGUGGCCUAUUAGGUGAGGUACCGUUGCGCAACCGCACCAGCUCGUUUUCUGUAUCAGGAAACGGAGGACUGAGAAAUACGGCUUCCGAAGUGUUACCCGAAGCAAGUUCAACAUCAUUCAGUGACCGACUGCGAGGCUUCUUUAUACCACCAUCAGACAAUAACUACACGUUUUAUAUACAAGCUGAUGAUCUGGCCGAGUUAUACCUAAGUGGUAACGAAUCUGCCUCGGCUAAGACCAAAAUUGCAUCCUGUCCCAAGGCGUCAGCCAGUUGGUCUGACUUUCCAGAGCAGAAGUCGAUGAUGGUCUCUCUGAGAAAAGGCCAGUAUUAUUACUUGGAAACUGUUCAUGUGCAGGGUGGCGGCAAAUCCCAUCUGAUGGUUGGAGUCAAAAUGCAGAACACGCGUCACGUGAAUUCGCAAACUGGCUCGGCAGUAAACGAGAAGCAGCAAAUUCUCUUGAAUUCCGUGAAACGUCCUGAGAUACAAGUGAUUAACAUUACCAGCUGGGAUGACGGGAAAUUGUUUGAGGUGCAAAUUGUGAAUGUCAUCAGAUCUUGUAAGCAAACCAAAGGGAAUAACACUCUCUAUGAGGAAGUAUUUUUUCUAAGUUACAAUGGAGACAAUACUGUUCCACUGCCGCUGAACAGUAUGACCGCUAAAAUGCUUCAGUGUGCAAUCAACAAUCUCACAAGGAUCAGGAAACAGGGAGAAGUUGAUGUAACUGAACUAGUGGCCAACAACAAGUCCACUUCCUAUCGAGUUACUUUUCUCUUCAAGGAUCCCCAAAACACAAACAUGUUGCGAUCCAAUGUAACAUGGGUUAAUAUUACACGAGCACAGAAAGGGGUCCCAGGUAACUAUUUCUGGAAGCUUUCUUUGGCUGGAAGAAUAUCAGGAAACAUGCACAUAAAUGCAACAGAAAAUGACGUCAAACGACAGCUCCUGGAUAUGAUUGGCUGGCACUGUAGCUACCAAACACCUCCAGACCGCGCCUAUUAUUAUAACGGUUUUGAAACUCCAUCCUUGGGCCCCGAAUACGGUGAACGGGUGCUGAAACAAACAGCAAAUUGCGGUCGGUUUUCUUUGAAGAACCCUAAGUAUAUUUUCUUUGGUGGCCAGACAAAGGACAAAUGGGGAAGAAUCUUACAAGGCUACGAUGUUGCUCGAUAUGAACAAGACGAUUCCUCCUUCUUAAAACCAUCUUUAGCUGGUACAUUCAUCGUCACAGUAGUUCAAAUAGGAAAGAUGAAGGACUUUAUCGAUUUCCGGAUAUCAUAUACAGACAAGUUUGGUGCUGAUCAGCAGUCGUGGAGGAAGUACAGCAUUGUUACUAUCCCGGAUGGAAAAUGGCAUCAGCUGUGUAUAAAUGUUCAUGAUAGGGUUUUACAUGAUGUAAACGUAAAGGCUGAUUUGCGUUAUAAGAUAUACGUUGAAGUUAUCAGUGUAUCACGUGAUUUGAAAGCAGAUAUUUCAUUCGACGACGUUUUCAUAUGGAGUGACCCGGUAAUGGUACAAAGACUUCUCCACGCUUCCGAACCAGGGGGGAACAUCAUAGAAUCCGUGGAUGUGCAGAGUCUGGGACCGAGUGUUUGGUCUGUGUCAAUGACUCCAUCAUGCUGCGGAACUGGUUUUGAGCUACUGCAGGUUGCAGAUGCAAUAUUGGUCGGUGGUAACGCCACAUCCGACCAGGCGGUAUUCAGGCCGACUAACUCCACCGAGGACGCAAGCAUUUCUGUGUCACGUUUUCAAGCUGCUACUCCUCCAAUAGGAGGGACUUUCGACAUCUUCUUGGAAAAUUAUAACGUGAAAGGCAUUCCUGCCAACAUAUCGGCAGAAGACCUCAAGUCCACUCUGGAAAGCAAUUUUGAUAUCGGUAAGGUCAGCGUCAAAGGUUUUGGAACAUGUUCGUCAUUUUCUUGGACGAUAGAAUGGGCGACCACAGGAGGAGAUCAGCCCGCUAUCAGAGUCGAUGGAAACGGCUUGACAGGAAACAACGUGUCAGUCAAAGCUGUUACACUCGAUGACGGAGGAUUGUUUUUGAGGCCAAUCCCCGGUGAUAUGCUGCGUGUAGCUGAAAGAAAGCCUCAGGUGACAGUUAUGUUUGACAACAUUCCGUCAAGCUGUUUCAAUAGAAAUUGUUCUUUCACAUUUUCAUCUUCGAUUACUCCAACUCUCUCUACAAUAUCUCCACAACGCGGAACCAAAGGAACACUUAUAACAUUAACCGGAAGUGGUUUCUCUACCAGUGCACAGGAAGUCAACGUCACUAUUGGUGAAGCUCUCUGUCACGUAAUAAGUAUCGGUGAAACAACCCUUAAGUGUACCGCUGGCCAGUCGUCUGGUGGAUCACACGAUGUUGUCGUUAAAGUGGGAAAUAAGGGUUUUGCAAAGCAUGUUAGUGGACAGAUCAACUUUAGCUAUGAGGUUUAUGUGAGCGGGAUAACACCAAACAGAGGAAGUAUCGGAGGAGGAACAUAUGUUGUUAUAACGGGUGAUGGAUUUGGUUUGAUGCCAGGCAAUAGUAGCGUGACGAUCAGUGGUUCUGUUUGUAACAUACUCAGCAUUAAGCUGACAGAAAUAACUUGCGUCACGACACCCCACGACGUUAGUAACGCCAGCGUCACUGUCGCCACCGGUGAUAAAAUUGGCACACUGUCAAAUUCUUUCUGGUACGACUCAGGAUUUACCCCUUUGAUUUCAUCAAUGAGUAGCUUAGAGGGUAGUGUCAGCGGCGGCGAAGACAUUUUAAUUAAGGGAAGUGGAUUUGGGGUCCAAAAAGGGACCAUUAAAAUAGGCUCUCGUCCAUGCGAAGUGACUUUGUAUUCCGACUUACUUAUAAAAUGCACUACUCCCGCAAAUGCUCCAGGGACAUAUGACGUUCUCAUUUGCGUUGACGGAAAGGGCUGUGCGGUUAACGCAACUAUGGGUUUCAGGCCUCCCAAGUUUAAAUACGUAUUAGAAGUCACUGGUGUGUCUCCUUCGCAAGGCUCAGUCUUUGGAGGAACUCUUCUAACUGUAGCUGGCCGUGGCUUCAGUGAUAAUUCUUCAGCUGUUUCAGUAAUUAUUGGCGACGUUCCUUGUAACGUUUUGUCGAGUAGAAACACAGAAAUACUCUGUAAGACUGACGCCUCAUCUACCACUCACAAAGUGGACAACACUGGAAUUCAUCCUGAGUACGGAAUUGGAUACGCAUGGAAUCCACAAACGAUUGCUAUUAACGCUGGUGACUCUAUAAAGUGGCAGUGGACAAGUCCCGAAUUGUCAGGCUUGAGUUAUGGUGUACAACAAACACGUGACGCGUCUAGCGCUUUGUAUGAUGGAAAAGGGUUCAAGAGCUCCCGCAGUGAAAGUGGCCAUUUUACUAAGCAGUUUAAGUUACCCGGAACAUACUUUUAUUCAAGUGGGGCAGUAGACCCUUAUGGAGCUAUUGUCAUGAAAGGAAAAAUUGUUGUCAAGGAAAUCAAGAGUAAGUCCGUGGACGUCAGGGUGCAAGUUGGAGCAAUUUUGGCUCCAUAUAACUCGACGAGUCCUAAGUUCCCGGAUGCUGGUUCUUCUGAUUGUCAGUUAGGUGUGACGAAUGCCAUACCAAAAUGCAUCUCCUCAGACCCGUUACCAAGUAACCUCUCCUCGUAUGGUUUCACAUUUGGGAAGUGUAGUACACCAGAAGUGACUUCAAUAAUCCCUAACAGCGGAACCAGCUCGACACUUGUUACCUUAAAAGGCAAAGGUUUUGGACUCAUUAAUUGCCAGAAUGAGGUCAAAAUUGGCUCCAGUGAUUGUACGGUUCAAAGCUCUGCAGAGGAUAAAAUAACCUGCUUGGUGACGACUAGAAAUCAGUUGAGUUCAGGUUCACCUCAUAGUGUUUAUCUACGUGUGAAGAACAGAGGAUUUGCCCUCAUUAAAGUACAACACGAACAAAAUGCUUCAUUUACUCUGCAGCCAAGAAUACAUACUGUAUCCCCACAGGCAGGUUCCAUAAUGGGAGGCUCCAUUCUUACCAUCACAGGAGAUGGUUUCUCUCCGGUCCCUGAGGUGCAAGUGGGCGGAGUACCAUGUCAGAUUUUAGCAUCAAGCUACACCCAGCUCAAAUGUCAAACAGCAGCCGGGAAAGCUUCACAGGUGCUACCCGUCGUAGUUAAAGUCAAUGGAAUGGAAAGCAAUUGUGGUUCUAGCUGCACUUUCACUUACUCAGAUGCUAAAACACCACGAAUAGAUUCGGUAACCCCUUCAGUUUUUGUCGGAGACGAAAAUACUAUCCAUAUAUACGGUUCUGGUCUUCCAAGCAAAACUUCAGAUUUGGAAAUUAAGAUUGGGAAUAGCCCUUGCAUCGUGACGUCUUUGUCGCAGUACUCGGCAUCUUGCCGGGUUGGCCCUGUUGUGGCAGGGAAGCAUAAUUUGAAGAUUCACCACGGACCACAAGGCCUUGCUAUGUUUGAGGCCGGAGCUUCAGAUAUGAUUAAUAGCCUUGCUGUAGUGUCGAGUAUAACACCGACUGAGGGAAGUAUCAUGGGCGGUACAGAAUUGUCAAUCAAAGGAAGCGGAUUUGAUCCUACCGCUGGCCACACCAAUGUGAGGAUUGGAGCUAACUAUUGUAGUGUUGUGCGAGUGACGUCAUCAGAAGUUGUCUGUAGGACUUCCGCCCACGACCCAGGAUCCUAUGAGGUCAUAGUGACAGCAAACUCCAUCACUUUCCCUCGUCUCCGUUAUGCAUACCGAACAUUUAUCACUCCAUAUGUCAAGUCAGUAUCACCAGCUCGUGGAAAAGGAGGAAAGACAGUCAGCAUUUAUGGCUCCGGCUUCUCUUCAAAUACAGCUGACGUGCAGCUGACCGUUGCAAACGUCUCUUGCAGUGUUGAGACCAGCAGUGAAACGCAUGUGACAUGCAUACUAGGUAACAGUCCGGCAGGGAUCUACAAUAUUAAUCUUCACGUUAAAAGCAAAGGACUCGCUGCCUAUCCUUCUUUAAAACCAGUGAAAUUUUUUUAUGAAAUAUCCUUGGACAGUAUUUGGCCAAAUGAUUCCGGGCUUGGAGGUGGCAGGAUUGUGUCUAUCAAAGGACACGGGUUUGAUUCAUCCACUAUUGUGAGAAUCUGCGACAAUAUUUGUGUGAUGGUUAACAGCUCGCUGAACGAGAUUUAUUGCGAGGUUCCACCAUAUACAAGACAAGCAGACAGGCCUGAUAUCAACUGCUCUGUAAGUGUGGUAGGAGACAGUGACGUGUCGUCAUCAAAGUCAGGUUUGUUUGCAUAUCGAGAAUCUCUCACCUCACGUAUUACCUCAGUGACCCCGUCACUUGGUGGGACUGGUGGUGGAGCCCAGCUAACCAUAAAAGGAAAUGGAUUUAGUCCAAAUAAAGACGGAAAUAAAGUCUUCAUUGCUGGAAUUCCCUGCGAAAUGACCUACUUCUCUAAAACCGAAAUCCGCUGCACAACAGGACCACGAAAAGGAACGAUAGAAACACAAGUAAGAGUGGAGGUGGACGACAAGGGAAUAGCAACCCAGGACCGAGCAGAUUUUCAAUACAUCGACGUGUGGUCGUCGCCUUAUACAUGGGGAUACAAAAACCCACCAGAAAAAGGAGAUGGUGUUGUUAUUCCCAAAGGACAGACAAUGCUUCUCGAUGUGGACACUCCUGUUUUCUCUUUUUUAGUGAUUAGAGGAGAACUGAUUUUCGAUGAGAAGGACGUAACAUUAAAUUCUGAAAAGAUUCUAGUUACUGACGGUGGAAAACUGCAAGUCGGAACUGAGAACACACCAUUUGAACACAAAGCUAAGAUUAUACUGCAUGGUCACAUGCACAAUAAGAGGUUGCCCAUAUUUGGAACCAAAGUCUUGGCAGUGAGAGAAGGAACUUUGGAUCUGCAUGGGAAAGCUGUGCCCAUCACGUGGACAAACUUAGCUAAGACAGCUGUUCCAGGUGACACUCAGCUGAUUCUAAAGCACUCUGUGACAUGGGAGAUUGGCGACAAAAUAGUUCUUGCGUCCACAAGUCGCAGCCAGCGUGAAAACGAAGAAUUCAACAUAACGAGCUUGUCACCUGACGGACGUACUCUUGGCAUCACCCCGCCUGUAAAAUAUAACCACAUAUCUAUUGUUCAAACCAUAGCCGGAAGAACAAUAGAGACACGCGCAGAAGUAGGACUUUUGACUCGAAACGUCAUCGUUGAAGGUUCAGAAAACGACGAAUGGACCGAAAACAUUCCGGAAUGUCCCGAAGGAUUUGAUCCAGGCCUUUUUGCAGUACAAACUUGUUACCAGGGUCGCUAUGGAAAGUCAAUGGGAAGUGAGCAAUUUGGGUCACAAAUUAUGAUUAACGCAAGGAUGCAAAGUGAGGGAUUGGUUACCGGUAGAAUAUCUUAUGUGGAGGUCCGUAAAGCUGGACAGGCCUUUGGACUGGGUCGCUACCCUAUUCAUUUCCACCUGAGUGGAAACGUCUCCGGCUCAUACGUCCGUGGCUGUUCAAUCCAUCACACCUUCAACCGAGCCGUGACAAUUCAUGGCGUUACUGGAUUACUUGUCGAACAUAAUGUUGCUUAUCAUGUCAUGGGUCACGCUUUCUUUAUAGAGGAUGGAAUAGAAACUGGAAAUGCGAUACAAUAUAACCUAGGAGUCUUUGUCCAGACCUCCAGCACACUUCUCAUAACUGACGUCACGCCAGCUACAUUCUGGGUGACAAACCCUAAUAAUACUGUUCGUCACAAUGCUGCAGCUGGUGGAAGUCACCAUGGCUUUUGGUACAACUUACCCAAACACCCUGGGGGCCCUUCAUUCACCACCUCUGUCUGUCCAAAGAAAUCACCUCUGGGGGAAUUCCAGAAUAACACUGCUCAUUCGUUUGGAAGAUAUGGUUUGUGGAUCUUCAAAGAAUACUUUCCGAUGCGUGGAGGUAGGUGCGAUUCUUCAAUAUCAGAACCAGCCAAGUUCUUCACGUUUCUUGCGUACAAUAACCUUAAAGGUUUCGAGGUCACAAGUGGAGGAGCCAUUCAGACAAUCAACUUCACAGUAAUAGACAAUUCUGAGGCUGGAAUCGAGUUUACCAAUCUGAAUGCUCCUUGGGGUGACAACGGACCUUUAGUGAAAGACUCCCUUGUGGUGGGACACAGCGCUGUAAGCGAAGGUCCUGGUGCAUGCACUCUGGGAGGGAUCGUGACUCCACAGUCUUCGCAACUCACUGUAUCUGGAACCACGUUUGUAAAUUUUGAUUCGCCCUCUUGCGCUGCUCUGCGUGCAUGCUCAUUUUGUGAAGCGAGGCAAGGAGGUUUUACCACGCGAUUUGAAAAAAUCGGCUUUGUUGGUGCACCAAAUAAGGCAGCCUUUAAAUGGGAACACGAGGCUGUAUUUGAAGAUCUAGAUGGUACAUUAACGGGUUUAUCUGGUGGUGGAAGCAUUCUUCCAUCAAAUCCAAAUCUUCCCCCAAAGCGCUGUUUCCAGUCUCCUUCCGCGAGUGUAAGUGGCAUUUCCGGAAGUGUGUGUGACUCGACCAUGCGUUUCCGCCGUAUGGCUUGGAACAAUCCAUUCCCCAGUUCCUUGCUCUAUCGUGACGCUCUCUUAACAAAUGAACAUGGAACAAGCCAUAUCCCCUGGAGGUUUAUGAGGCUCACUCACGAUCAAGGUUGGAUGGCAACUAUUAUUCUCGGACAAAACUAUAAUUUUAGUUUUGACAACGCUCUUCAACUCACCAACAUUUCGUACAGCGCUGUAUUCUACGAAUUUGGUGCCCAGGACUACGUCUGGAUGACUCACCCCAUGAAACAGCUUCCAGAUAUGAUUUCAACAACUGGCAGGUAUAUCAACAUGUCUAGUGGUCUACCGUCUCCAGAGAAUUCGUCAAAUGGUGACUGGUUCUACAAUAAUGAAACCAAAAGACUAACAUAUAUUGUGUCAGGAAAAGGAAGGCUGGAAGUUGGACUCACCGACUUAGACAUAAAAAUGCAGGUUUACCGCUGCUUUUUCAAGAACUGUGUCAAACCCAUUCCACCCCCACCCCCUGAGAAACGUCCCCUUGAAUAUCUGCGAUGGUCAGACCCGGAAGCCUGGUAUGGGACAAUUCCUGGACACGGAGGCUACAACAAACAGCUUCCACAAGAUGGUGAAGACGUCAUCAUACAAAAACACUGGUGGAUGGUAGCGGAUACCGAAAUUCCCGACAUGAGAAAACUCUUCAUAUACGGCACCCUUGAACUGGAACCUUACAUGGACUUUGUUCUAAAUGCAACGUACAUUGUGAUUGGUGAAGAAGGAAACCUUAUCAUUGGCUGGGAAGAUCAACCAAUGACAGGCAAUGUACUUAUAAACUUAAACGGAAAUUGGGAUACUCCAGACAUUCCAAUUCAAGGUGGUCCUAACAUCGGCUCCAAAGCCAUUGCUAUUUUUGGGAAUCUGGAAAUGCACGGUCUGAAUAGAACAGUGUACUGGACGCGACUGAGUAAAACUGCUGACCCAGGAAGUAGCAUUAUUUCUUUACAAGAGGAAGUGGACUGGAAUCCAGGGGAAAAGAUUGUGAUUGCACCAACCUCCUAUGAACCUUACGACACAGAAAUCCAUACCAUAGUUUACGUCUUUCCUGAUCGGAAGACCCUUCAGCUGAACAACACCCUUAAAUACAGACACCUCGCUGAAUCGUACCGCACGGGUACUUGGAACUAUUCUCUAGCCGCUGAAGUGGGUCUACUGACAAGAAACAUUGUGAUCAAGGGCGCUGAUGACGCUGGCCACGUUCUUGAGAAACAGUCUUUCGGUAGUCGCGUGUUGAUUGGCUCGUUUAAUGGCAUGGUUUCAUCUAACAGGAGAUUUCGUAUGGAGAAUGUGGAAUUUCAUCAUUGUGGUCAGGAAGGAUGGAGUGACUAUUUUGAUCCAAGAUAUUGUCUGGCGUUCCUGGAUGUUGGCAAUCUGAAGUCAUCCUACAUCCGGGGUAAUUCAUUCCAUGAUGGCUUCAACACCGCCAUUGGUGUAUUUGGAACACACGAGUUAAUUGUCGUCGAUAACGUAAUUCAUCACACAGUAGGCUCAUCCGUGAGAGUCUGGGGAACAAAUAAUAAAGUUCUUCGUAACUUGGCGGUGUUGAGCGUUUCACCAGCAACUUACAAAGGGAGACAUGAAGUUAACAAUAAACUCUGGCACGCGUCAUUUGACAUCAGCAAAGCCUCUUCCAUCGUUCUCCGAGACAACGCCGCAGCGGGGAGUGAAAGGAUUGGGUUCCACAUCCGGGGGGAGACCUGCUAUGGUGACAGCCCUGAUGGAGGCUGGAAGGGUAACACUGCCCACACUGCCCUCCACGGGAUACAUAUUGGCUAUUCUGACGGUCUGCCUGAUUGUCUUAAGAUUGCUAAUUUUGUCGUUUGGAAAAGCUGGGAUUUUGGCGUGUUUGGUUUCCCAACAUCUCGAGUUAUUUUACAGGAUACAGUCGUAGUGGAUAAUAAUAUCGGAAUCCUGCUAAAUGUUUGGAGACCACCUGCGCUUUCCCACGUAACCGCUAACAAGUUUGUUCAUCUUGAUCGAGUUCUACUAGUUGGCACCAGUCCAAGCUUUCAGUGUGCGAGUGACUUGGUAGCGCCUCGAAACUCUCAUAUCACCGACCAAGUCCGCGCGCCGCGUUACAAAGGGGGCGGUAACACAGCUUUCAUGCUCUCAACGUUUGCAUCGGGACCCGGCCUGGCUCCUGAGAAAGCCUGGCACGGCAUUAACGCUUAUCCAGCAAUACCGGGAGUUGUAAGACUAACUGACGUUGGAUUUGCCUAUUUUGGAACCAAGUGUGGACAUGACAGUGUGGUAUUCACAACCAAUCCAAAGUCCCCAGAUGCAUUCCAUCCAGUCGAAAUACGCGGCAUUUCCUUACAUAAUGUUGAUUAUGAUAAGUUAAUUUAUAUACCACCAUCAAAUAUCGCCUGGAUAAACCCAUCUGACUGUAUUGAUAUGGAUUGUGAUGGAGCUAAGCAUGUUUUGCUUAAGGAUCUUGACGGAACUCUCACUGGUACUUCCGGCGGAAGUGUCAUUUCCAAGGCUGAAUACGAGUGGAAUGGGGACUCGCGAAGAGGACUGGGGGAUUACCGCAUGCCUCGAGCCUUACUUACGUCACCAGACGGUUCGCAGUUGAACGCAUCUGUUGUGGCACCGCAUCAUGGGAUUGUACGAGGAACGCGUGCGCAGAGUUUUUGUUCAUGGAAUGCUGCAUGGAAUGGAUACAAAUGCAGCAAGCUGGACUAUCACAUGUUCAUAAUCGAGAGCUUGGACGCUGACACAGAGCUUCGCAGGCUGUCUCCAGUUGCCUUAUCGUCCAAUGGAUACACAGAUUUGCUUAACGGACCCAUGGAUCAUGGUUGUUGCUUUGGAUACGCGUGCAUGGAGAGAAUAUCGACAUUUUUCUCAAUCGUGGCAACACAACAAAGCUAUACCAUUUAUUUCACUGGCACUAAUCCGCAAAGCCUUCGCCUAAUGUUGCUAAACGCCAACAGCUCCCAAGCUCUUCGAGUUGCUAUUAGGUACACCACAUCUCAGCGGUUGGACGUAUAUCGCACAGGCGCCUUCAUAUUCCCAACUAACGCAAAACUCGACGAGAAAAACUUCAGCUACAAAAAGAAAGAUCCUAAGCUCCCGGAUGGCCAGUUUGAGCCGACAUUAAAUAGCAUCAGUGGGGCCAACUACUACGAUCGAGAAAGCCAACUGCUUUAUGUGUUCGUCAAAGGAAAUGUCCCUUUGGACAUAAGAACUGCUCCAGUUGUACAAGUUAAGCUCGGAAGCAGGCCUGUCCAUUUUAAUGACUUCUUCGAAAAAAAUUUAAUUCAGAAUCUGGCUUCACUCCUUAAUAUCGACGAAUCUCGCAUUCGCGUGGUCGAGAUCGUAAAUGCCGCCGGGAAAAACCGGAGACGACGAAGAGCUUCGGAUGAUGAGGUGAUGACAGUCACAAUCGAAAUAGGCGACCCGCCAGAACGUCACAUUUCUUACACACCUGAGGAAACAUUUUCCCCUGGAAAUUCCACGUUUACUAGUCCUCCUUUUGUUACCGCGACAACCACAGCCUCACCUUCGAAGAGCCCCAUUGGUCAGUACAUUGGUCUCCAGUCCAUAGCUUCCAAAAUUGUGGAGGCAGCACAAACAGGGCACAUGGCUUCCUCCCUUGAUUUGGACAUUUUAUCGAUUAAGGUGACAGAUCCCGAGCCUCCACGAAAACUGCCGGAAGGAUGGAAACGAGCGACACCCGAAGAUGCCGGACCAAAGAAUGGAACAUGGCGGUUUGAUCAAGUCGAAAUGAUGAAAGAAGGCAACAAGUCCAGUCUGGCGCAUGAUUACCUGAUACCUCUUCGACUUGUUAUAGUACAACAACCUCGUGGUGCAAACGAAACUGUUCCUUUUCAAAUUCAACCCAAGCUGGUGAUGGUUGAUAAACUCAACCGCACCGUAACCAUGCUGGGACAUAGUGACCGUGAACAAUGGUAUGUAACUGCGUCAAUCAAGAAUGGCACUGGGGACCCUGGUGCCUUGUUGGGUGGAAAUACGACUGUACCCUGCUAUGAUGGCUGGGCAAACUUUACUAACCUUAACAUUAGCCACAACGGCACAGACUACGUCCUGGAAUACAGAGUAUCCCUUCCUUCUGAAGCUAACUUCACAUCUGCGUCAACACCCUUUGAAGUCAAAGAGAGAGUAUUAUAUUUUGCGCUAGUAAGACACCCAGGUGAUUCCAACGAAACCGUUCCUUUUGGCCAGCAGCCUUUGGUUGAGGUCCGCGACGCUGCUACUGGAGAACUAGUGACGAACACCGGGUGGAAGGGGAGGAAGUGGAUUUGUUUGGCCUCGCUACUUAAUUCACACGACUAUAAAGGAAACCUGAAUGGAUCGUCCAGUGUAGAGUUUUCUGGCGGUGUUGCGUCAUUUCGUGAUCUCGCUAUCGACCAUAAGGACAAUAACUACAUUCUUAUAAUCAAAGCUUUCACAGUUCCAUCAUCACGUUACCAGUUCUCAACUAACACCACUCCUUUUAACGUGAAAGAAAGGGUCUUAGACCUGGUUAUUACUCAGCAGCCAGGAGACUGCAAUGAUACCGUCCCAUGCGGCCACCAACCUGUGCUCGAGAUCCGAGACACUGCCACUAACAUGUUGGUUGGAAAUCUGGGUUGGCGCCGUCGAAAGUGGACGAUUCUAGCUUCAAUGGAAGAAGGAGCUGGAAACCAGGUGCUACUCGGCCAAAGGAAAUUCCAAAUACCAGUUUCAGGGCGCAUAGAGUUUUCAAACUUUAGUUUUUACGAUGCGGCUACCGAUUAUCGAAUGAAAUUCAACGUGUCGGUCAGUCCUUACUCACAAGCAUACUCCGGAAUGUUGGCCAUGUCUGAUUCAUUUGACGUAAAACCAAGGGAGUUUUAUCUGGAGAUCGUCUCACAAGUAGCUCGUGCAAAUCAAUCUGUACCAUUUGGUACUCAGCCAGUGGUGGAAGUUCGAGAUUUGGGGACAGGUAGAAAGGCUGCACCUUUGAAGACCCCAUGGUGGAUUACUGUGUCAUUAUAUGCCAACCCCCAGCCUGGAGGGUCUUUUUUGAAUGGGACAUUUAAUAUUUCAGUAGUUGAGGAGCGAGCUGUGUUUAAUGAUCUCCUCGUAACUUUGUACGGCCUUGGUUAUGUAUUGAAGUUUGAAUCGAGCUAUGGACAUGUUGUCCUAUCAGCCGCUUUUGAGGUCCAUUACGUCAAUGACUAUUCUCCAGUGUUCACUCCAGGGAACCGCACAGUUCAUAUUGAUGAGGGAACAGUCAUUGGCUCCUAUGUCAUGGCUAUCCAUGCCACAGACAAUGACAUUGGAAGUCAGGGUGAUGUCUACUAUACCCUCCAUGCGGGAAACAUCGACAACAGCUUCCAUAUUAACAGGACCUCUGGUGUUAUUACUACUGCGCGUAAAUUAGACCGCGAAAAAAAUGCAGUUUAUAACCUGAAUGUGAAGGCUUACGACGGAGCUGUUGAGGAGAAAGUUCGUUACUCCUUAAACCUUGUUGUAGUUCAUAUUGGUGACCUUAAUGAUAACGCCCCGUGGUUUACCAAAAAUGGAUAUGCAUCUCGAGUAAACGAAACCGCAAACUUAAAUGACGUCGUACUUGGUGUGGACGCAAUGGACCGUGACGCAGGAGCAAAUGCCAAGUUGACGUUUUCUAUCACAUCAGGAAACGUUGACGGUUAUUUUGACAUCAAAGCUGACACAGGAGACAUUCUUGUUAAACGAUCGCUCGAUUUAGAGGGAUCAGCUCCACCAUCCCUGAAUUACAGCUUAGCUGUGCAUGUGACUGACUUGGGAUCACCUACACUGAGUAACUCCACCGUUGUGGUAAUCAACAUAGCACCUGCAAAUGAGUUUUCGCCUCAGCUGACUCACGAGCAAUCAGCUUCUAUUACCUUAAAGGAAAAUUACGAUCCUGGAAAUGGACUGGUGUUGUUUGACGUGAAUGCUACCGAUAAGGAUUUCGGAGUGCAAGGAAUGGUUCAUUAUUUCAUCUACAGUGGUAACAGCGACGGAAAGUUUGCAAUUGAUCGGUCUUCUGGUGUUGUUACGUUGACUUCAUCUCUGGAUUACGAGACAUCACCUCUUUACAGGCUGAUCAUUCGCGCAUCAGACAGUGACCCCACUGGUGGUGCGCGUUACACUGACUUCGACCUACAGGUCCAUGUCGAGGAUGUUAAUGAUAAUCAUCCACUGUUUUCAAACAAUUACACAUUGAUUCAGGUGCCCGAGACGCUUUCCUCAGGUGAAAAGGCUACAAGUUUCCUGGCUACCGAUCUCGACUCAGGUGAAAAUGGGCGUGUGAGUUACGUCAUCACAUCUGGGAACUCGGACGGCUAUUUCAGUCUAAACGCUUACACUGGAGACCUGACUUUACAAAAGAGCCUCGAUCUGGAGUCUGCUCAAGCACCUUACCCCAACUUCACACUUUUGGUCGAGGCGAAGGAUUAUGGGAAUCCGCAGUUGUCUAACAAUGCUACAUACGUGUUGAAAGUCAAAGAGGUUAAUGAAUUCACUCCAGAGUUCACUCACCCUGGCCGUUCAUUGCAGAUUCCAGAAGAUACUGCUGUUGGAACGCUGUUAUGCCAAGUGACAGCCACGGACAAGGACUUUGGGCUUGAUGGACUCAUAACAUAUCAGAUAAUAAAUGGAAAUGAGGACAGGCGUUUUCGGAUCGAGUCUUCUGGGAAAAUAUUCAUUCACGCUCCUUUGGAUCGAGAGACAACAUCAAAGUACCAACUGGAAAUAAAGGCUUCUGAUUGGCCUGUUCAGAUAGCCGAUCAACGUUCGUCUGUCAUGAUUGUGAAUGUAAGUCUAAGGGAUAUCAAUGACAAUAGACCAGUUUUCAGCAAAGGUUCAUACUACGUCGCUGUCAAGGAAACUGUGAAAGUGGGCAGUGACGUCAUCACAGUGCAAGCAAGUGAUACUGACGCAGGUUCAAAUGGCCAAGUUGUGUACAAAAUCAAGUCAGGUAACACUCCUGGCUUCUUUGAAAUCGACUCUAACACUGGAAUAAUAAAAGUAAGAAAAAGCCUUGAUCUGGAGGCACAGCAACACGUGGCCGAUCUUCUUUACACCCUUACAGUCAAGGCAUUGGACAAAGGUAAGGUGCCACAAACCAACGAGGUGCUUGUUAGCUUGGAAAUAGUGAGCGUGAACGAGUUUGCACCACAGUUACAACAUUCCGCAAGUAUCUACGUAAAACUCCCUGAGGAUACUGCUGUUGGUUCCAUUGUUGGGGACAUAAAUGGCACGGACAAAGACUUCGGAAUGGACGGGCAACUCAGUUAUUCGAUUGUAGCUGGUAAUAAAGACAACAAUUUUGAUAUCAAUUCCAAAACUGGUGUGAUUAUCGUCAACAAGGAUCUGGACUAUGAGACAGUCGUGAGGUACACCCUUGUUGUACGUGUAAGCGACAACGCUCCAUCAGCUCAGCGGCUCUCCACGAUUGCUAAGGUGACAGUUCGACUCACCAAUGUGAAUGACAGUGGAGGUGUGGAUGUGCUUAUUGAAGAUGUGAUCAACAAGAUAAGUCCCCCAGGGGACCCAGCUGUUGCAGUUGGCGUUGCAAUCAGUAGUCCGAUAUCAGUGCUGUUGCUGUUUGAAAACGGUAACCGUGAAAAGCUAUCUGACGAUGACAGCAGAUUGACAUUUGAUGACAAGUCAGAAUCAGGUGGACUGUUCUCAGUUGUCUCGGCUAGUGGCAAGAGAGUGAUUGAAGCAAACCACCAGGGAUUACUGGGUCAUGGCGUUCUUAUUGUCCGUGUUCACAACGUAUACAAUGUUCGUGUAAAAAUCAACGUAGUUGGGUUUUCUUCGUUACAACUAUCAGCUGUACCUUAUCCAACCACAAAAAGAUCAAACGUAACCUUGAAAUCGCUAAAGCGCAUAGGUAAUCGUCAUGGCAACGUCCAGUCAGCUGCUCUUGUUCUGAACCUCAUUUUAACGGAUAACUCCACCUAUAACGUUACCAAGAUGAUAUCAGCCUCCUUCAGUGUCGUAAGCAAUGACGUGGGUGUUAAAGUUUUGGUGGGUCCCAGCCCGAGGAACGUGUUGUUUGUAGAGAGAAUAAGCAUCAGUGGGAAUAUAAGUCUUAUUGGAAAGUUCUCCGGGAGAGCUUCUAGUCAGCUAAGGCUUGAAGUUUCAACUGAAGUAAUAACUGUCAAUGAAAUAGUAGCUGUAGAAAUAACUGGGCUUAGGAAUCAAACUCUUGUUGGUCCUGCUUUUGCCACGCAAGCUCAGGUACAAGUGGACUUUGCCAUGAACGACAGCUCCAUGUUUAGGGUGCAGAAUUUCUCUACAUUUCCGGGACUUGUUGCAUUCAAAAGCAGCCAGGAAGAUGUAGCGUUGGUUGAUAACACGACUGGCGUUGUCACGUUGUUGUCAGAUUAUUAUGACUUGGUAACCGUGACAGUGACUCCGCUUCAGGGUCUAGCUGAGCCACAUAUAACUCAGUUUUAUUGCAAUACAGUCCCUCCAGUGGGAGGUGUUGAUAUUGGGCAGAAGUACGGCCCCGCAAUACCAGCUUUAAAAGCUAACCAGCAAAUUACCAUCCCUGUCCGAGUGAAUCCAGGAAAGGCAAAACUUCUUGCGUUUGAUGUAAAGAUUUCAUUCGACGAAAGUCAAAUCCAUUUUGUCGACCUGAAGGGGAGUCGUGCAUACUCUUACACUUACGGUCAGUUACACAUAGCAGAUCUGACAAACCCUGAUAAUGCUACUUCACAUGUUGCUGAUCUAGUUUACGACUCCUUGGUAAACGGUGUACCUACCAUUCAAGCAACAGUAAACAUGUUAAUGGAUCAAAACUUGGGUUACAUAGGUGACUUUUCACCUACUCUGACACCAUGCCAGAGCUCACAGCUGGGAGAUGUCAACGCAGACUGUGUAUUUGAUAUCAAAGACCCUGCUUUCGCUUUGGCGUACAGCUUAGCAGUAGAAAAUAACUUCAAUAGUGAAUUUGGGCAAAUGUUGCUAAAGCGAACAACCACUAAAAUGCUACAAGUCAUGGAUUUCAAUCUAAAUGGAGUUCUAGAACGGAACGAUGCAUACCUGUUAGCACGUGCAAAUAUGGAUAUGGUGCGAUUCUUAAACCUCUUUCAUAUGACCGUCCCUGAUCACCAGAAUGCCUCUACAAACUGCGAGUUCGAAUUAAUAGCUGAGUUGAGCACUCGAGAUGGAACCAAAGAGAAAAAUGCUGACACCCAACUAUACUUCGAGUUGGCUGGAGGAUCUGACAUCUUGAAUGCACAGCUUGAAAGCACCUCAUUCAAUGCAGGAGAACUGGUAGCCACUUAUAAUCAUGAGCACGAGUUGUUUGGAGGUAUCGUGAAGGCUGAACAUCGAGGCGAGAGCUUUUUAGUGGUGGCUAAACAGUUUCAAGUAGAAAUGGAAGACCUAGGCGUGUCCAUGAUUCAGGUAACGAAGGGUGGUCAGUGGCCCGAACCAGUGGUCACACCUCUGUUUAUGUUUUCACGUUAUCAAAUGUUCCCUGCGCCAAUAAGGGUUCAAUUGGCGCCAAACGCUGCCCUGGUGGUCAGCAGUGGACACUCGCCUCAGAUAACUGUCAACAUUUCAGAGUCAUCAUCAACAUGUCUUGAUCCACCUGUCAUGAAAAACGUUAUGUUUGUUUUCCAAAACGAUUUCUCAAAAGUCGAAGGAAACAAGGACAUCUUUGUGAAAACGAUCAUAAAAGACCUAACUUCAAGAUUCUCACGUGCAAAGAUUGAUAAUGUGACACUCGCACGAGGCAGCAUCCUGGUUUAUUUUGACAUUACGGCCCAGAGAUCCCAGAUAGACAAGACCCUAGUUGCAUUAUGGGACAUGAUCAAGUCGGGGUACAUUUUGCGUGUGAACAACACGGAGUAUCAAGCUCAAAUGGUCAUGCGCGUGGACGGACGAGAUUAUCACGGUAAUGAUAAGGUGUUGCAUGCAGAGGAAGACCGAUCAACAUUUCCAACAGCUGCAGUAAUCACUGUAUGCGGGGUCGUCGUUCUUGGUGUUAUCACUGGAGUGGCCUUCUUCUUCUGUAGGAAACGUGUUCGACGAGCAAAAGGCAAACAUUCAUGGAAAAGCGCAUCGAAAAUCAACAUGAUCGAUUCGAAUUCAGCCUCGCAGAGGGUUCAAAAGAUGGGAGAUACCGAGAUGAUUCUGUUCAGCGGAUUAACCAAUGACUGUUUCGAGUCGUCGGACAAUGAAACACCUCCAUCGUCGAGGCCCUCUUCAAGAAACACCUCAGCGAAAACAGGUAACUUUUCUAAGCGGAAGGUACGCAAAGUGAAUUCUGCCUCGUCCCAGGCGUCUUUUGAAGCGUGGUCGGAGAACACUUCUCCCGCGCUUGUUAGGCGCACUCCACGGCUUCCACUCUCGUCUCUAACAAUCGACGCCAACAUCAGAGAUUCAUCGAUUCUUGGUAGACAGACGGUGAUACAGAAAAGUGACAGCCAAAUCUUGGUGCAAGAGAACUCCUCAACUGAAGGAUCACCGAUUAAUUUAAGCCCGCAAACACCAAAACGAGGACUAUCACCGCAAAAGUUACGACUGCAAGCUCAAAAUGGUUCGUCCUUUGGCAGUGAUUCGUCAGACGAAGAGUUGACAAGGAAUGGGACACCAUCUUCGGCUAACUCGGGUACUCCCACCAGGAAAUCUUUAAAAGACCAAAGCUCUAGGCAUUUUAUUUUUGAGAAAGCUGUGUUGUACAAGAGGCUGAUGGCUCAAGAAUCACCUCAAACAAGAUCUCGUGAUUCUAGCCGCCCCUCUUCCGGUCACAGUACACCCAAAAUGAACGUCACUUUGCUUCCUCCUGGAUACUUAAAGGGCAAGGAGUCAUACACUGUCAGACUUCCCGUGAAUGUCCUCAACACAGUCGCGGAAGGAGAAGGAAGAAAGCCCUUCACGAAAAUCGGCUUCGUCGAGUUUCCUAGCGAUGCUACCCUUGCUGACACUCGAGAAAUACUCAAGAAGGAAUUCUUGGAAACCCUUCUUGGACGAGUUUUCUUAUUUCAAGACGCCAUGAUGGCUGAUGUAGAACCAUCCAGCGAGGCAACAACCAAGAGCAUGUAUAACUUGUCGGUAAUCAUCAGAUUUGCUAACACCCAAGAAGCAGCGCUUCUGUUUUGUCCAUGUGGUGCUGCAGCUCAUUUCCAUUGCUCUGCGUGUCACAGGCGUGGUUACUGUAGCCGAGACUGCCAAGCGAUGGACUGGCACCGGCACAAGAUCGCUUGCGAAGACGAACAAGUCUCCAGUGUGUAAAAGUUCCCCCGAAGGAAAAGAGUACAUAUCGUGCUAUUUAUUUAGUAUACAUGUUCACUCGUGUGUGAUUCCGUCUUGAGAGCGUUGAUUUUCAUUCCAAUGCCGAAGUAAAGAGUUCAACGUGAAAAAAAAAAUAAGGCUUCUAUAACCCCAACAAAUGAUCCUUAUCUAAAAACGCAUCUUCCGACCUAGUAACUUGAGGUCCGAGGUAGUCUUUCCACGUCGUUGCUUUGUAGUUCACUCUCUGUUUCCGCGUUUUUUGUCUAUGCAACUUGACUCUUGAGAGCGAAUUCUUAUCCCGCAAAGCGCCUUAGAGGCCAGGAUAUUUAACUCGCUAAGGGAUGUAAGGUCUUGGGAUAAUAUUUAUCACGAAGAAACGUAGAAAUUGUAAGCCUCUAAGUACUGGAAGUGUGAAAUAAAUACGUCAUUCUCCAUUAUAUUUGAAAUUUUGGUUGUUCAUACAAAAAAAAUACACCUUCUAACCUAUACCUUCCAAUGGCAACCUGCUGGCUUCAGAAGCUUCCCGUUUCCGGAAAUUUUGUUUUUCGUGCUACUGUCAUACUUACUUCGGACGGUCAUUCCAAACGCACUUCUAAGUGUUUUUCUAUUCUUCCCUUCUUUCCUUUUUUAGACGAGAGGUGAUAUACGUCGGGCUAAUUACAUGUGUAUGUCUUCAUGCUCUGCUUGCAGUUAUCAGAAGCAGUCGGUUUCGUCGUUGCACUAAAUUCCGAUUACAUAAUUCAUUUUAAAAAUAACUUCUGAUACAAUUU
Molecule: messenger RNA, 20486 nt
Organism: Stylophora pistillata
Lineage: Eukaryota; Metazoa; Cnidaria; Anthozoa; Scleractinia; Pocilloporidae
Product: fibrocystin-L
Biological process (GO): homophilic cell-cell adhesion
Cellular component (GO): plasma membrane
Molecular function (GO): calcium ion binding
Source: RefSeq, a predicted model, not a curated record